AUGAGUCUAUUGAGCUACAAUUUCCAAGGGCUCGGGAAUACCCCGACAGUUGAAAAAGUAAAGGCGCUUCUACGCCAGACUAAUCCCGAUAUUGUUUUCUUAAUAGAAACAAAGCAAUAUGAUGAAGAAUGGAAAAGGAAGAUAAAAGAAUUUGGCUAUUUCGAUGGACAAGGGGUGGCAGCAGGGGAAAAUAGAGUUGGGGGUCUUCUGAUGAUGUGGAAAGAGGAUAUUUCAGUAGAAGUUAAGGGUUGUGACCUGCAUUUCCUUGAUGUGCAAGUCAAAUGCCAAAUUGUAGACAAGAUUGGAGACUGA
Molecule: messenger RNA, 312 nt
Organism: Linum trigynum
Lineage: Eukaryota; Viridiplantae; Streptophyta; Magnoliopsida; Malpighiales; Linaceae
Source: the annotation of a GenBank genome assembly